This is a messenger RNA of Alternaria postmessia, 1689 nucleotides long. RefSeq lists its product as uncharacterized. Lineage: Eukaryota; Fungi; Ascomycota; Dothideomycetes; Pleosporales; Pleosporaceae. Gene Ontology annotation, cellular component: nucleus. Bases 1 to 1689 code for a protein of 562 amino acids. The transcript is spliced from 3 exons. Gene Ontology annotation, molecular function: protein binding. The record is from RefSeq and is a predicted model, not a curated record.
AUGGAGGCAAGUGCUAUUGAGAGGAACUCGGUUCGCGAAAAACUAACGGAAGACUUGGUGGCGCUCCAGGACACUACAGUCGAAGAACCGUACAGCAUAGUAUGCCGUCUCAGGCUUGCAAAAGCAUACCGGACACUUGGAUACCCAGACCUAGCCGUAGGAGAUGCUUAUAAGGCCUUGAUUUUGGUAGAUGAAGUAGUCGAAGAAGGCGAAUACCAUGAAGAGGCUUUGCAGGCAGCUUGGACGGAUGUCGUCUCUGAGCGCAUGGCAGACCUGGACCUAGACGAUGAGACGAAAACUGCCCCGUUCAAGAAGGAUGAUGUGUUGGCAUGGGCGCAAGCACGAUGGUCUAAGAGCGCUCACGAUAUACUGAUUGGAUGCUUGUUGGAUUGUGGGUGUCUCCGCAGUGCAUCUGAGUAUAUCUUUCGCGCGAGAAAGGCUUUUCCGAAAGAACUGAUAUUCGAAGAUCACGAGAAGACUUUGUGGAAACACUUACGGUCUCACUUUGAACGUGAAGGAGAGUCUGCUGAGGAUGUGGAUGUAGAAGAGUAUCCGGACAAAGGUUUCGUUCGUCGCGAACGAUACCCUUGGAACCACCAUGAGCCAGACCGCUUCUCGAAGGAGUGCCUCGACUUUCUCAACGAGGAGCUCGCGGAUAUUGCACCGAGGCUAGAGGUUAGGGCGUCUGAACUGCCUAUACUCAACACCACCCUGAUCUCCAAUGGAACAACACCGGAGAACCGAUAUACCAAGCAGCUGGGCUUAUUUGCAAAGGACGACAUAACCCCUGGCUCGACUGUUCUAGAGGAGAAGUCGUUACUUACCGCCAUAUCAAGACUUCAUGAGUCGUAUUGCGAUGCUUGUGUUAUACCACUUUCGAACGGAGAUGAUACAGUAAUGUCCUGUGAAGAGUGUGACGAGGUAUUUUUCUGUAGCGAGGAGUGUCACGACCUAGCACAGGACCACUAUCAUCCUGCACUUUGUGGUGUUAGUGUAGAUCAGGGAAAGGUACCUGCACGUGAAGCAGCAGACUACCUCUAUUUCCUUCUACUUGUUCGCGCACUAGCAUUAUCAGAAACCCAAGACGUUCAUCCUCUGGAGCUGAAGGAAGUGCGAUAUAUCUGGGGCGACUACCAUGGUCAAGACCUAGAUGUUGCAUGGCAAGCGGCUUCUUCAGGUGGCUCAAGCGACGCAUUCACGGGACUACCGCAAACACUACCUUUUUCAUUUAAGAGUAACGUACUCAUGCCAUUGCAUGUUCUAGAGAAGAUGGACAUCAACAUCUUCACGCAAAGUCAGCGCUACGAUACCUGGAUCUUCAACACGCUGUAUGCGAAAUUCCGCGGAACAGCAUCAGCACGACAGGGUCUUGAUGGAAGGCCUGAGAUUAGCGCGGUCCAUCCGAUGUGGUGCCUCGCGAAUCACAGCUGCGAUCCAAACGUGGCUUGGGAGUGGCGUGGCUCAAUGCGGUUCUGGACCCGUGAGGAGUUGGUUGACUGGAAGGGAAGAGACCCGAGCAUAGGGCCUGGUCUCAAGAAGGAUGAAGAGGUGUUUGGCCACUACUGCGACGUACGUCUGUCAGUCAAGGACAGGCGAGAGUGGGCCUCAGGAGCACUUGGUGGAGAUUGUAUGUGUGCUAGAUGCGUCUGGGAAGAGGCGGAGGAACGGAAGCAAGGUGCUUUGCAGUAA